AUGAAGCAGUUCGCACACGUCGCGACGGCCGUCGCCGCGGCCGCCUGCUUGGCCACCGCGGCCGAAGCUCGCCGCAGCGCCCUUUACGACCACCACAACGUUGAGCGCAACUGGCAGCCGCCUGUUGAGACGGCCAUCGCCGCUGCCGUCCUCAUUGCUGCCGGCGAGGGCUAUGGCGAUGCCGAGUCCAGCUUCCAGGCUGCGAUGCACGACUAUGUCGACGCCCCUGAGCCGCCUGCCACCACGCCCCCACCGGCCUUGGAUCCGCGCUUCAUCGCCAAGCGCCACACGACCGACAACACCUGCGCCUACCUCAGCGGUAUCAGCAGCAUCUCGCUCUACUGCGAAACGUAUCAGGAGUGCGUCGCCAACUCAAUCAAUAAAUUUGCCGGCUGCUGCCCGGACACCUCGACGGCCUGUCCCCUCCCAACGACGUGCUAUCCCUCGUCCAAGCACUCGCUGUACACGACCAGCAACGGGUACACCCUGUGGUGUGGAGACUCCGCGUACCCCGAGUGUGUGACACACUACUACGCCGACUCAGUCUUCUCCGGCUACACUCUUCUUGGCUGUGGCAAGACCCAAGCUGUCGACAAGGUCUGGUUCCUGCCCACUUCGGCCUCGUCGUCUAUCUCGUCAUCGUUGUCGUCCUCGUCUCCGUCGUCUUCGUCUUCGAGCAAGUCCACCAAGUCGCCGACGACGUCCAGCGACUCGACCGCGUCGAACUCGGCCUCCUCGUCGUCCUCGCCGGACGGCGGCGGCAAUGGUGGCGGUAACAACGGCAAGAAGUCCAACACCGGCGCCAUUGCCGGCGGCGUCGUCGGUGGCGUCGCCGGUCUCGGCCUCAUUGGCCUCGGUGCCUUCUUCUUGCUCCGCCGCAGCAACCAAAACAAAGUCAACAACAACGGCAACAACGCUGGCGGUGCGCCGCCGCCCAUGGGCCAGCCACAGCAGGGACCGUACUAUGGCGGCCCUGGCGGCGACCCUGCGGGCUACGCCGCGGGUGGUGCUGCCGCCGGUGUCGGAGCCGCCGCCUACCACGACCCCAACAACCAGUACGCCGGCUACUCGCCGCAGCAGUCCCCGCCCCUGCAGCAGGACGCCAAGGCCUACGACCCGUACCUCUCCAACGGCCAGCAGCAGCCGUUCGACCCCAAUACGCCCUCCGCCGCCGGCAGCCCCCCGCUGGCCCAAGGCCCCCAGGCCGGUGCCUACAACGCGGCUGCCGUCGCCCCUGCCGGCGCCGGCCACAUCAGCCCCAACGAGACCAUUUCGCCCUACAGCGCGCCGCCGCCGCAGCCCGGCAUGGGCUUCCACAGCGGACCUGUGCCGGCGACGCUGGAUGUGGCUGAGCUGCCGACGGAGCGGAACGACGGCGAGCUGCGGGAGCUGGCAUAA
This is a messenger RNA of Sporothrix schenckii 1099-18, 1398 nucleotides long. RefSeq lists its product as uncharacterized. The transcript has 2 exons. The record is from RefSeq and is a predicted model, not a curated record. Bases 1 to 1398 code for a protein of 465 amino acids. NCBI's taxonomy places the organism in Eukaryota, Fungi, Ascomycota, Sordariomycetes, Ophiostomatales, Ophiostomataceae.